CACCGCUUUGACUGUGCGGAGAGUGGCAGAGAGUUCCGUGUGCUGUGCAGAUUGGUGGUGCAAGUUGUGUCAGUAAUCUGCGUUGUAUGUCGGUUUUGAGGUGUGCCGGCUCCACUGUUCUUUUGUAGACAGUUACAGGACAUUUAACCUGUUUGUUUUUAGGUACCGGAAGACUUGAAGUGUGCCUUUUCCAUUGUGUUUAAGUGAAAUCAAAAUUGAUUAAAAAAUUCACCUGUCCAAGUGAUACAUUGAAAACGCAUUCUCCCUGAGGACUCUGCUUGCAUGUACAAGCUUCAAAGCAAAACACAACAUGGAAAGAGUUUAUCUCUUUUUGUGCUUUGCGCUGAUGUCAAGCAGCGUGUAUUUUGUGUGUGGCAAAGAACAGUAUUUUAGUAUGGACGAGUCGUCCCACAUUCUGCGGAAACGGAGUACUCUUCCAGAACAUCCUGAGCAUGCCAUUCCUACUGCUGAUGACAACAUCACUUCUGUGGUGGAGCUGAACGACACGCACCACUCGGGCCUGAUCCACUGGGCUGGCGGCGGUUCUCAGCUGGUCAUCUGUCUGACCCGCGACAUGGUGGUGCGGCCCGGCCAUCCGAGCAGCGUGUACGUCUCACUCGACCACGGCCGCUCGUUCACAAACAUCUCGGGUAACUUCACGCUGGAGGACGGCACCCCGGCCGUCAUCGGACACUCGUACGAGCACCCGGAGUUCAACAACAUUUACGUGUUCACGGACACCAUCAACAAGGUGAUAUUCGUGACUGACGACAUUGCCAAGGGCCUGACGCGACACCGAGUCGACUUCGUGCCGUCCAAGAUCUCGUUCGACCCCCGUCGGCGCACCGUUCUGCUCGGCUAUGACAGCAAUAUACAGUCGCUAUGGGCCAGCGACACGUUCGGCGCCUCGUGGCACGUGGUGGAGCAGUACGUGGCGUCGUACACGUGGGACGCGGCCGCCGACCCGGCCGUGCUGUACGUGCACCGGAGGCAGCCGGAACGGCCGGGCGUGGUCCGCUCGUCCACCGGUCUCUUCCUCAACUACACCACAGUGGCAGAGGAUGUGGAAAAGUUCACCAUCAAAGAGGACUUCCGGUUCGCCGUCCGCCGGGUGAGACUGCUGGGCUCGCACCAGUCGGACGGCACGCUACAGCUAUGGGUUAGCCACCGCGGGGAUCCGUUCACAAACGCCCAGUUCCCGGCCGGUCUGCGCGCUAUCGACUACGAAGUGGUGGACGUUAGUGAUGAUCAGGUAAUGGUGGCCGUCAUCCACAACGCCACCUCGUCCAGCUUGUACGUGUCGGCCGUGCCGGACAAGCGCGGCGUGCGCUUCUCACUCUCACUGGAGAACGUUCUCACGCACAGCACCGGAAAGACGUUCGCCGGAUCGUGGCUCAGUGUGGUGGGCGGCGACUUUGUGGACGUCCACCGUGUGAGCGGCCUGCGUGGCAUCUACCUGGCGUCGCGGCUGCCUCCCGACUAUGACGGCCAGCAGGCCAGCCGGCUGGGUCCCGAGCACGUACUGACGCUCAUCACGUUCGAUAAGGGCGGCCGCUGGCAGCCGGUGUCCCCGCCGACAGUUGAUGCCACUGGUGUGCCGAUACACUGCGAGAAGGCGGAGAACUGUUCGCUGCACAUCUCCCAGGAGAUGACCAACCUGUACCCGGGCACCAAGUACAUUCCGGUGCUGUCGUCUUCGUCGGCCGUCGGGCUGGUGAUGGCCACCGGCGUCAUCGGCGACUCGCUCAAAGGCCACCCGUCGAUCGUGCUCAGCCGCGACGCCGGCGCUACGUGGCGGCAGGUGCUACGCGGCCAGUUUCUGUACGCGUUCGGUGACCACGGCGGCCUGAUCGUGGCCGUGCGGCGCUACAGCGAAGGAGGCACACGCGAACUGCUCUACUCGCUCGACGAAGGCAUGACGUGGGGCCGCCACCUGUUCUUCACGGACGAGGUGAAGGUGUACAGUCUGCUGACGGAGUCGGGUGGCUCCGGCACCGUGUUCCUCAUCUUCUGCGCGCGCAUGGACCGCAGCGGCUGGAUCUCGGUCCGCGUCGACCUGAGGUCCCAGUUCAGACACAACUGCACGCAGGACGACUACAAGCUGUGGACACCGCGCGGCCGCUCGUCGGGCCGCGGCUGUCUGCUGGGUCGAAAGGAGACGUACCGACGCCGACUGCCGCACCAGCGCUGUUACAUCGGGGAGGGCGGCCGCGAGCCACUGGUCUCUGUGGAAAACUGCGCCUGCCUGAGAGACGACUACGAGUGCGACUUUGGAUACAAGGAGUCAGCCGUGGGCGCUACAGGUCGGACGGCCACCUGCGUCCGAGACCCAGAGGUGGCCCGACUUCCGCCCGCCUUCGACCCCACCCAGUGUCCCGAGGGCUCCUACUACAACGUGUCGCGGGGCUUCGUGCGCGUGCCUGGCGACACGUGCCAGCCGGGACCCGUGGCGGCUGUGCUGUUUGAGCCCGACCCGCGGCCCUGCCCGGUCAGUGAGAUCUCCGACUUUCUGCUGCUGGCUCGCCGAGAUGCCAUCCUCCGACUGCCCCUGAAGGAUGUCGAGAGUGGCGUAGCGCCGACGCCCGCUCCCCUCACUGGUAUCGCUAACGUGGUGGCUGUCGAGUACGACAAGCGGACGGGCUGCCUGUACUGGUCCGACACCGCCUUCAAACACGUCAUGCGUCAGUGUAUGGACGGCUCCGGUCAGGAAGUUGUCCUCAACCACAACGCGUCUACAGUGGAGUCCCUGGCGCUCGACUGGACCACGGGUAACCUGUAUCUCACUGAGUCGGACACGGCGACCAUUCAGCUGCUGCGUCCGGCCGUGCGGCACGCCGGUCACCUGCGCACCACACUGCUCGACAGGAGCGUGCUGGAGAACCCGCGCGGCCUGGCGCUCCAUCCCACCAAGGGGUACAUGUUCUGGACGGACUGGUCACAGACGUCUCCGGGCAUUUACCGCGCCUUCAUGGACGGCACGGAGCCGAAACAGAUCACGGGCCGCGGCCAGGUGGUGUGGCCGAACGGUGUGUGUAUAGACUACUCCACCGACCGGCUCUACUGGGUGGAUGCUAAUCUAGACUACAUCGCCUCGGCAGACCUGGACGGCUCCAACCGCAAAAUACUGCAGGACAAGACGGAGUACAGCGGCCACCCGUUCUCGAUCGCCGUUUACAAGGAUAUGAUGUUCUGGAACGACUGGCGCAUCGAGAGUGUACUCAUGUCGGACAAACUGGAGCCAAAGCGGAUCGUCAAGGUGCUGGAGGGCAUGCCGAACGUGGUCAGCGUCCAGGUGUACGGCCAGCAGUCCCAGGAGGGUGUCAGCGGCUGUACCAACACCAGCUGCCCCUGGAUCUGUACGCCGCGGCCGGCCGGCCGGCACCGCUGUCUCUGCCCGGACGGACUGAGCGGGCAGGGCGACAAGUGCCUCUGUCCCGGUGGUGGCACGCCCUUCGCCAACGGAACCUGUCCGUCAGUGAACCUCGUGUGUCCGGAGGGCUUCUUCACGUGCGCCACCAGCAAGUUAUGUAUCAACCGCGACUGGAUCUGCGACGGCGAUGACGAUUGUGGCGACGGCUCGGACGAGGCCGGCUGCGGCACUUCCACGUGCGCGCCGCUCCAGUUCCGCUGCGACAACGGCCGGUGCAUCACCGGCUCGUGGCGGUGCGACUUUGAGGACGACUGCCAGGACGGCUCGGACGAGCGCGACUGCCAGUACCCCAACUGCACGAAGGCAGAGUUCCGCUGUGACAGCGGCCGCUGCGUGCGGGCCCAGUAUCGGUGUGACGGGGAGGACGACUGCCGCGACAACUCUGACGAGCAGGGCUGCGCCACGCCGGCGCCGCCGCCCUGCGAGCCGCCAAGCUUCGCCUGCCGGUCGUCCAGCCAGUGCCUGCCGCCGGCCUGGGUGUGUGACGGCACGGCAGAGUGUCCUGAUGGGGAGGACGAGGACCCGACGCGCUGCGCCAACCACACCUGCCCCAGCUGGCAGUGGCAGUGCGCCAACAAGCGCUGCAUUCAGAGCAAAUGGCGCUGUGACAACCAGAACGACUGCGGCGACAACUCGGAUGAGGAGGGCUGCGGAGACGCCACCACCACGGCGGCGCCGACCACCGAGCCGGCCGUGCCCACAUUCCCCACGGCCCCGCCGACCGGCCAGUGCGGCAGCUCCAGCGGCCACCUGCUGCGCUGCGACAACGGACGCUGCAUCCCCGUCUGGUGGAAGUGCGACGGCGCCGACGAUUGUGGCGACAACAGCGACGAGCGCGGCUGUGACAGCGGCACCGAGCGGCCGGCCACGGGCUCGCCGCCGCCGCCGGUCGCUCCGACCACCUGCUCGGCCAGCCACUUCCGCUGCGACUCCGGCAAAUGUAUCUGGUCGGCCUGGCUCUGUGAUGGCGACCGCGACUGCCCGGGCGGGGAGGACGAGGCCGACUGUGCGCACGCCGGCUGCGGCCACGACCACUACCGCUGUCUGCUCUCCGGAGAGUGUAUCGGCCGAGAGAGGGUCUGCGACGGACGGCAGGACUGCGCCGACAACUCGGACGAGGAGGCCUGCCACUCGGAGGGCGGCACCACGGUGCAGCCCUUCACCUGUCCCUCUGGGGACUUCCGCUGCGACUUCCACACCUGCCUGCCCUACUACAAGUACUGCGACGGACACCGAGACUGUGUCGAUGGCUAUGACGAGGUCAAUUGCCGAGACGACAGCACCGUCUUCCAGGUGGUCAGCUACACACUGGACGAGGUGUCCAACAGCUCUCUGACAGUGCGGUGGCAGACGAACGCUCGUGGCGCCGCCGCCCUCACCAGACUCAGGUUCCUGCCAUCAAUAUGCGCCGUGUACCAGCCCGGUCAGCCAUGCCACUGGCUCAACAUGACCUGGGUGGCAGAGCCCGAGUUUACGUUCGAACAUCUGGAGCCCUACACUUGGUACAACAUCACCGUGUUUGUACGUGCUGAGGGACGGCCGGACGUGUUCCCGGCGAGUCAGUACAUCAGCCAGAGGACUGCCAGUGCCAAGCCGUCACCUCCGUGGCGUGUGAACGCUACUCAGCUGGACCACCACUCGAUCCGCGUCUCGUGGCGGCCGCCCAAACACCUGAACGGCCGUCUGCUCAACUACCGGCUGUCACUGACGCCGCCGCAGCCGCCGCAGAUGUUCAUCACGCGCCACACCAACUUCACCGUGGUGCUCGACUUCCAGCCGGGCGUCGAGUACUCCUUCUUUGUCCAGGCGGAGAACUCUGCCAUGCUGAGCGAGCGCUCCCACUCUGCGUCAGUCGUGUUCGAUGCGGACGCCGUGAUCGCUCCGCUGAGCGAGUUCCGCGCGGUGCCGGCUGCGGACGGACAUGGCCUGACGGUGCGCUGGCAGCCGCUGCCGUCGGCUGCGGGAGUACUGGUGACCUACCGACCGGCAGACAACCGACUGGUGCCCGCAGGAGAGGAGCGAGUCGAGGGGGAUACACAUCAGCUGGAGUUGACGGGCCUGUCGCCGGGCACCCGGUACGAGAUCGUGGCCCGCGGCUACCGCGGCCGCUUCACGGGCCCCGAGUACGUGACAGUGGCGACCACGGGCGGCCGCCAGCUGGCUGCCGUGGCCAAUUUCACCGCCGAGCUGUCGCCUCAUAGCGGCACACUGGUGAAGCUCAGCUGGCAGCCGCCGCCGACAGAGGGCAGUGCCGGCGCCGCCGGCGGCUCGGCCAUGCCGCUUCAGUACGGCGUGUUCUGGGGCACCUCGAUGGAGCAGCUGUAUGAGGGCGGCGUGCGCCAGCGCACUGUGGAGACCUCCACUCAGGCAACGGGUCUGAUGGCCUGCGAGGACUACCUGCUACUGGUAGCUGUGGUCGGACCGGACGGUACCGGGCUGCCCUCAGAGAUCGGCGCGUCCGUACCAAGUUUGACGCGCACGCGCCGCCCAAAAACGUCACCGUACAGACGCAGCGCGGUCUGACGCUCAUGAUGCGUGUCAGGUGGGAGGCCAGCUGUUCAGUGGUGGAGCGGCCCGUCGGAUACAAC
This is a messenger RNA of Amphibalanus amphitrite, 6018 nucleotides long. RefSeq names its product sortilin-related receptor-like. Gene Ontology annotation, biological process: post-Golgi vesicle-mediated transport. The transcript has 26 exons. Gene Ontology annotation, molecular function: protein binding. Gene Ontology annotation, cellular component: membrane; Golgi apparatus. The coding region runs from base 311 to 5953 and encodes 1880 amino acids. The record is from RefSeq and is a predicted model, not a curated record. Lineage: Eukaryota; Metazoa; Arthropoda; Thecostraca; Balanomorpha; Balanidae.